AUGUGGAUUAGGCUGAUUUCGAUGUGGAAGACGACGAAAGAGAGGACGAGGUUGAAGUUUUUGGGACUUGGAGGGAUAAAAUGGAAGAGAUUGAAUUUCAAGAAGAUGUCGUUUUUGGAAAAUUUGAGAUACAAAAUCAUGUCUAUCAUCGAAGCUAUGGUUUUGGUAUCUAAGCUUGCUUUCUUCUUUCUCUGUUGCGGUUGUAGAUUCUAAACAAAGUUUAGUUUUCUUCUUUUUUUUCAACUCUGUUUUUUUUUUCUUUGUUGUUGUUGACUUGUUGUACUAUAUGUAUAG
Messenger RNA from Camelina sativa (false flax), 294 nucleotides. The record is from RefSeq and is a predicted model, not a curated record. NCBI's taxonomy places the organism in Eukaryota, Viridiplantae, Streptophyta, Magnoliopsida, Brassicales, Brassicaceae.